AUGGCGGAAAUGAGCUCCCUGCCGGUCACCGACGACCUCUUGGCGGAGAUCUUCCUCCUGCUGCUCACCCCGGCCGACCUCGUCCGCGCCUCCGCGGCCUGCGUCGCCUUCCGCCGGCUCGUCACGGACCGGGCAUUCCUCCGGCGCUUCCGCUCCCUCCACGCCCGGCCCUUCCUCGGCUUCCUCAACCACAACGGCUUCCACCCCGCCCGCCCGCCCCACGCCUCCGCGCCCGCCGCCCGCGCCGUCUCCCUCGCCGCGGAUUUCUCCUACUCCUUCCUCCCUUCCCACGACAGCUGGAUCGUCCGGGACGUCCGCGACGGCCGCGUACUCCUCGACCGCACCCCCGAGGACGACGCUGGCGAGGAAUCCCCUGUCUUCACGGAGCUCGCGGUGUGCGACCCUCUCCACCGGCGGUGCCUCCAGCUUCCCCCAAUCCCUGACGACCUGGCCGCUUCGGUGGAGCACCCGCUCCGCGUGGAGUUGGAGCGCUGGUGCGAGCCCUUCCUGGCUCCCUCCGGCGAGGAGGAGGCGGAAGAAACGUCAUUCAGAGUGAUCUGGAUGGCGCAGUGCAAAACGAAGCUGGUCGCCUUCGUCUUCUCUUCAAGCACCGGAGAAUGGCGAGCCGUUGCGUCUCAGGCCUGGGGCGAUUUGUUAGCGGGCACCGGCGUGUCGACGGCGUCGUCCAAGAGCCCUGUGUUCUUCGGCCGACAAUACGCUUGUGCUUGCUUCUACUGGGUCAUGGACUGGAGGCAGAAAUUGCUCAUGCUUGACACCAGGAGGAUGGAGUUCUCCAUUGCCGACCUCCCACCCGGCUGCCGAAGGCCACCGAUUGCCAUUGUGGAUGCAGGGGAAGGCAGACCUGGGAUGUUUGCUGUCCGUGAACACGAUGCAGAUGGCACAUUUAACCUCUACUACACCAUUAGGCAAAACGAAGGCCAGAGUUUCAACCAGUGGCAGAUGGAGAAGACGAUCCCAUUGGAAUCCGGUUACCGGUAUUUCCUGAGAGGUGCAACAGAGAGGUACUUGCUACUACUAAGAUCAGAAGAUGACUCCCCAAGUUCAUCAUCAUUAGAGAUGUCAGACUUGGAAUGUUUCUCACUGGACGUCAAGACAUUGCAGCUUGAGAGCGUCUGCAGGUUGAAGCAUCACAUCCUACGUGCGCACAUAUAUACCAACUUCCCACCAUCGCUGUCGUCACAGACAAUAUGA
This is a messenger RNA of Triticum turgidum subsp. durum (durum wheat), 1212 nucleotides long. The record is from the annotation of a GenBank genome assembly. Lineage: Eukaryota; Viridiplantae; Streptophyta; Magnoliopsida; Poales; Poaceae.